AUGCCCUUCCCCUACUACUUGCACUGCUGGUCUACUGUUGUCAUGGCUACCCCUAGUGUCCUCGCUUUUGACGCUGAGGGUCGAGCCAUUGACUUUGAGGUCUUGGUCGACGACAUGCAGCUGUUCUUACAGUGCGAUAGGGCGGACGGCCUCUCUCUUUUUGACCUCACCUCAGGCGCCUCUCCUGCCCCUGUUGCUAAUGCUGACCCCACUGUUCGCUCCCAGUGGGCCACGCGCGAUGCUGCUGCACGUCUUGCUGUGCGUCGCCACCUUCCAACUACUGAGCGCGCGCACUUUGUCACCCGCAUCCCUGGCUCCCUUCGCGUAGUCAGGGACCACUUCCUCUCAAUCUGUCCCACCACUCUCACUGUUGACCUCCUAGAGAAGGCCCUCCUAGCAGCGAAGAAGAGCAUAGUCGCUGUAGGAGCCUCUCGUGGUGACCCUCGCACCCCCAUCUUUGAGGGGUGUUCCCCUUCCCCCCCUUUGCCCUCUGUCGCCUCUGCUGCUGCGGCCGACCUCGUUGGUCUUGAGUCGGUCGGUGCGGCGUCUGCCCCUAGCGGGAGACGCCGCUCUGGCAAGGGCAAGGGAGGCAAGGGCGUCGAUGGAGCUAGCGGGGGUGGUGGAGGUGGCGGUGGAGGCAGCGGAGGGAGUGGGGGUGGCGGUGGGAGUGGUGGUGGUGGUGGAGGUGGUGGUGGGAGCAGCGGAGGCGGAGGCGGCGACGACGGUAGCGGUAGGAGCGGAGGCGGCAGAGGUGGCGGAGGUGGAGGCGGCAGUGGUGGAGGAGGUGGAGCUGUUCGGGGUGGUGCCUCGCAGCGGAGCGGUUCUGGUGGUGGUCAGCGCCAGCAGGAGCAGCAGCAGCAGCGUUCUUGGGACAUCCCCACUCCUCAGCAGCUCCGUGAGUGGUACACACAGCGUCAGCGUGGUGGGGGUUUUGGUCCGUGCGCCUACGUCGUUUGCUCUGGCGAACGCGCGGGUGAGCAGUGUGGGGGUGCCCACCCCACCCAGCGCUGCUUUGGCCGCUUGAAGGACGCUUGGCGUCAGCAGUUCCCCGAGGCUAGUGAGAUCCCCCGCUGGGGAGAGCUGUCUAGGGCAGGUGUAGCUAUCUAUGAUCUUGACUUUGAUGCUAUCCUUGCUGCCAUGUAUGCUGUGACUAUUAGUGAUGAGGGUGACUUUUACCGGUGUUUCCCGCCAGACCCGGGCAUUGGUACUGCUGCGCUAGGUGCGAGUGAGGCUGCUGCUCUAGGUGCCAGCGCGUCUGCGCCUUCGGGUACUAGUGAGGCUGCGCUCUCAGGUACCGCGUCGGCUUCGGCCUCCCUCACCUUCACACUUCACUCGGGGGCUUCUCGCUCCUUCUUUGGAGACCGCACCACACUCACGCCGCUUGGUCGGCCGGUUGCUGUCUCCCUUGCUGACCCCUCUGGGGGUCCAGUCCUCUCUCACUUCUCCACUGUCCUCCGGUGUCCUGGUGCCCCCUCUAGCACCUUGUUUGGUCUUUACCUCACCUCGUUCUCGACAAACUUGGUAGCUGCGUCGGGUCAGGUGUUUGCUGCGGCGUCCAGGUCUGGUCCUGAGUCUGCCCCCUGCUCGUGUCGCCUCCUGUCUUACGAGACUCUCCUGUGGCACCACCGUCUUGGCCACCCCUCCCUGCCUCAUCUUCGGGGCAUGGCUUCCCGUGUCCUUGUCUCUGGUCUUCCCCAGUCCCUCCCUCCCCUUCCUUCGGGGCCUGGUCCUUCCUGUGUCCCUUGUGUCGAGGGGCGGCUCCGAGCUGCUCCUCACUCCUCUCAGUUUCCCGCGACAGAGGCUCCGCUGCAGACGCUUCACAUGGACGUGUGGGGCCCGGCCCGCGUCCGUGGGCAAGGUCACGAGCGCUACUUCCUGCUGGUGGUUGACGACUACUCGCGUUACACCACCAUCUUCCCCUUGCGCAGCAAGGGUGAUGUCACUGAGGCGGUGCAUCAGAUCAACCUUCACCCCAGGGUCUCCCGGCCGGAGACCUCCCAACCUUUGCUGUGGACGGGGAAGGUCGGCGAUGCGUCUGCGUUCCGUGUCUGGGGAUCUCGGGCGUUUGUGCGCGACUUGUCUGCGGACAAGGUGUCCCCUCGUGCUGCUCCCUCUGUCUUCCUUGGCUUCCCCCCUGACGCACCAGGGUGGCAGUUCUACCACCCCUCCUCUCGUCGUGUUUUGUCCUCCCAGGACGUCACGUUCGACGAGUCAGUCCCCUUCUACCCCCUCUUCCCCUACCGCACUCCUUCCCUCCCCCCGCCACCGGACUUCCUUGUGCCGACGCCGUUGACCCGGUCGAGGUUACUGGUGACUCUAGUGCUGCUGCGGGUGCUGAGCCUGGGGGUGCUGACUCUGGGGGUGUUGUGCGCGGGGGUGCUGAGCCUGGGGGUGCCAAGCCUGGAGGUGCUGCUACUGGGGGUGCUGAGCCUGGGGGUGCUACUGCUGAGGAUGCUGAGCCUGGGGGUGCUGGGUCCGGGGGGUGCUGUACCUGGAGCUGCUCAGCUAGGGCUUGCUGAGUCUGUGGGUGCUGAGUCUGGAGCUGCUGAGCCUGGGGGUGCUGCGUCUGGAGCUGCUGAGCCUGGAGGUGCUAAGUAUGGGGGUACUGCGCCUGGAGCUGCUGAGCCUGGGGUUUCUCUUGGUGCUCCGUCUCGGCGGGAGCCCCUCUAUCCACAGGAGCUGCGCGAGUGGUUUGCUCACCGCUGGAGGCGUGCUGCUGGAGCUGGAGCUGCUGAGGGUGUUGGUGCUGAAACUACUGCUGUCUGUCCUGGCGGUGAUCCUGCUGCUGGUGCUGCUGGAGAUCCUGCCGCUGGAGGUGUUGGUGGUGCUGGUGCUGCCGCUAAGGGUGCUGGUGCUUCGCAGUCACUGUUGGAGCCUACCUCCCCACUGCCUGCUCCCUCUCCUUACACUGGUCCUACUGGAGGUCUUGCUGAGCGUCGUGAGCCUGCGUCUCGUCCCGCGUCGCCUGUUCGUGCUGCUCGCGCUAGUGGUCGCGGUUCGCGUCAGCGUCCUCCUCCUGUCCCUGGCACGCACCGGAUGUCUCUGCGUCCGUCCACUGCUCCUCUGCGUGCCCCUUUGCCUUCUCCUCCUGAGUCCUCUCUUCCUACGCUUGCCGACCCGGAGUCGGACUCUCUUCGUGCUGCCAGUCCUACUCUCGUCGACGUUGCUGCUCACUGUCGUCUAGACUACGCUGCUAGUCUCGUUGCUGAGUCUGCGUCUGUCUGUCCUCCGUCCGUCGAGGGUGAGUGUGCUCUUGGCACGGACGUCCUUGAGGACAGGCAGGAGGAGUUCCAGUGUCUGGCUGCUACUUCACCUCAUCUUGCGUCCGUACUACUUGCCCCUGAGGGAGACUUGGAUGCACUAGACAUCCCGACUCCGCGCUCUUACGCGGAGGCCGUAGAGGGUCCCUAA
Molecule: messenger RNA, 3411 nt
Organism: Closterium sp. NIES-65
Lineage: Eukaryota; Viridiplantae; Streptophyta; Zygnematophyceae; Desmidiales; Closteriaceae
Source: the annotation of a GenBank genome assembly